UAUCAAGUCAAGUAAAAUUGAACGAAAUUUGGAUGAAUUUGAAAGUUAUACAAUAUUAAAAUCCUUCUUAAGGAUAUUGUAGAUCUGAAAACUGGAGAUUUGGUCUCGACAAAUGACCUUAGAACCAAGAUAAGACAAUUAUUGAUUUAAGAAAAACUUUAUUGGCCAUGCGAAGAGCUGCAGUUCUUACAACAAGUGAAUAUGAAAAGAAAAACAGAGAACUUGAGGAAGCUUUACGUUUCGGUGAAAGAUCAUCAAGUCCAUCAACUCCGGAAAAGAGAGAAUUACAGAUGGAUGAUAUUGAAAAUAGUACUUCCAAUGGCAUUUCCUUAUUUGAUCAUAAAUUAGAUCAAGCUUAUGCAGAAGUCGAAGCUGCAGUAUCAGCAGGAACUCUUGGAACUCCUGGUCAAAUAGGAUCAUUAUCAAGAC
Molecule: messenger RNA, 429 nt
Organism: Rhizophagus irregularis DAOM 181602=DAOM 197198
Lineage: Eukaryota; Fungi; Glomeromycota; Glomeromycetes; Glomerales; Glomeraceae
Source: RefSeq, a predicted model, not a curated record